Molecule: messenger RNA, 834 nt
Organism: Aethina tumida (small hive beetle)
Lineage: Eukaryota; Metazoa; Arthropoda; Insecta; Coleoptera; Nitidulidae
Exons: 1
Coding region: 42-716 (224 amino acids)
Source: RefSeq, a predicted model, not a curated record
GUUUUAAAUUCGUGUCAGACGCACGCAAAAUUUCUUUGAAAAUGUCUCAAAACCUUACAAAUGCCACGGAGCAAGAGAUACAAGCGUUGGAAACGCUGACGGAUGAAAAAUUGAAGUCAAAUGUAUAUAAGGGCAGCAUGUCCGAAAAUAACAUCAAGCAAACCCAAAACGUCAAAGUAUCACGUAAGUUGGAUCAGAAUUCAGAAUCCAAAGUUGCGGAUCAACUUGAUGCUUUAGCCUUGGUGGAAACCGCAAAGAUGUCAGUGAAACGUGAGGAUAAAUGUACUCCUACUUCCUAUAAAUCGUUACCGUUACUAAACGAAUCGAAAACCGGGUGCUUGACUACGAACUGGGAAUCGUAUAACUUAAAGAAAAACAGGAAGGAUUUUAAACGUAAAAAUAAUUCAAAUUCAGGAAUUAAAGGCAUAAACAUGAACAUUCCUGUCGAAGGUGUCUUGAAUAAAGACAAUUUAGAAGAGCCAAGUGAAGAAACUCUCUUAGAUGAUGAGAGUUUCCAGUACAAGUACUUCCCGAAGAACUCCAAGUCGGUGGUAUUCACCAAAGACGUUCUAGUUAUCUAUUUUAAUGGAGAAGACGUAGUCUCUGAACUUAAGGAGCCACUCAAGAAGGAGGUAGAGCAACAGGUGAGAAACAAGGAGAUGAGACAGACGCACCUUAUCAAAACACAAGAGAAGUACAAUCUAUGUCUGUUUUAAAUACAAAGUAACACUCGAUGCGUGCAUUUGUAAGGCUAGUUUCAUUAUUAUACAUUAUACGAUGUUGUAUUUUAUAUAUUUUAUACACUGUUGUUUAAAUACAUGUUCAACAACGAAA